GUUUAUGAACUAAAUUACAUGGAUUUCCUGUCUUUAAACCAGAAUUCUCUUCCUUAUAUGCCAUAGAAUAACAGUAUGGAUUUGUAAUUCUGCCAACAUGCUAUUUGCAAAUCAUAUUGCAAAGUGGUCAUGACUGAAUACCAGAUUUAUGAUCUUUAAGGAGACAACAUCUUUGUAAAGUGGAACCAGGAGGGGUAUGUUUUUAUACAUUAGGGGUUAAAAAUGUGUGCGGCGUUUUAGUGCUCGUAAAUGAUGCGCUUUUGAUUGACUAAAACUAUCAACACAGCAAUACAACUUCUGUAUACGAAUAGCGGCGAUUGUUUUGCCUCCAGGACUUGAGGAUUAAUAUCUCGGUGAUAUCUGCCUUUUUGUGACAUAUCUUGAUUAAUGGGAUUGAUUGACACCAUUAAAAUAUUGGAUUAUCGCCAUGGCAAACUUUACAGUGUCUCGCACGCUGCGUCGCGUUGUUUAUGUCUAAUGCACAGUUCACGUUCUCCAAGACAGCCUUCAAAAGCCUUCUUUUUCCCGCGUGAAAUUUAACCAAGUAGCCCAUUGAUGAUGUUUUAACUUGAAGAGGCCUAGUUUUGUGUGAAAACAUUUCUAAGUUUCACCGGUAAGGUAUUCACUAGGGCUUGUGUUCAAUUUCCAUCCUCCACUAGAGGUUUAUCCAAUCGACACAUGUGCACACGACGAUGUGUUUGUAAAGGGUCAGUAAUCUGAUUAGAAUUAUUAGAACGGAAACGCAACGAGGUAGAACAGACUAGGAAUGCGGCGUAACAACAUGCAAUUAAAAUUCUCAACAGAGAGACUUGAGACGGUCGGAAAAUUGCAUGCAAAAUCAAGGCAAGAGCAGGCAUUUAAGUGGUAACACACAAAAGCAACUAUAAAGGUUAUGAUUUUGCAAGUCUAGAAGAUUUCGUUGUCCAUAAAGUGUCUUGAAAAUGUUUGCUCAAACCAGAGGCAUCAGGAAGGAAGAAAAUCGCCAGCGAUUGAGAUUGAAAGUCAAUCAGCGCGUACUUGUUCUCAUUUCAGAGGACUAAAUGUGAUCAGUCAACAGUUUAUUACUUAUAGGAAGUGCACAGUGUAAGAUUGCAUGCAGAUUAAGUCAUCUGAUAUACUGCACCUUUUCUCCACUUUGGGUACUUCAAUACAAAGUCUACAAAAGGUCUCGCGUUGCCUUUCUUAACAGUUUUCACAAGAGAAUUCCACUAAAGAGUCAUGCAGACUUAGUGAGAAAACAAGACAAAGGAUUGUUACCCGGCAAAUUUGCCUAUGUUUAGGUCAAUCGCCGGCAUUGCAAUUUGGUUUAUAACUUGCGUGUGCCCUUCAGAAUCCACACUUUUCAGUUUAUAGCUCAUAACUGAAUAAGUCUGGCAAACGCAGCAUUAGUAAAAUGGCAUCAAUCAUCUCUAGAAUAUCAUAAAAAGAAAUUAAGAUACGUGUAGUUAUUUCUUUGCCCCGACCUCGCUACACUUGGACUAAGCUGAGAGAGUCGAGACGGACAUUCAGUGACCAUGUUAACCGCCUAUGGUUACAAGAUAUCUACCUCUAAACGACUCAAAAAAAAAAUGGAAUUUUUUCAAAUGACACCAUCACUGAUAUCUUUAGCGGUAAAUUAAGGAUAGCCAUGCCAACAUGGUAUUUCAGCUAGAAAAAAAGGAUCCCUUGUCUCCGGUCCCUUGCUUAAAAAUCAGUGAAACUGAACCCUGAUCCUUGGUAAGAAUGGCCAUAUAUGGAGAGCACGUGAUCACCUCGCUAAAUAUAAAUCCCGAUAGUUUUUUUAAAUUUGAGUCAGAACUUUCACAGAUCAGAGCAUUUCAACUUUUUGAAGGUUUACGUCAGUACAAAGCUUGGCAUAGAUAGAAGUGCUUCAUAAUUUUUUUUUGAGAAAUGUAUUUCGUCACAGAACUUCACUGCUCGUGGAAUGAUGGAAAGUUUUUAAAAUUCAGUGUCAAGGAAGGACUAUGUGUCAGGUUAGGGAGCAUCUGCUAGAUUCUUAGGUAGUUCACUUCACCAUCGUCCCACACAAAUGGGGGGUUUCAUGUAAGUGCCCUCUCCUGCUGUUGUUCUAGAUUUUUCCUCGAUCAGUAGCAAGUUGCAUGUAACCAUAGGCACCAUCAGAAACUUCCCUUUAAUACGAGUUUCUGGAACGAUUUGUACUUAACAUUAAUUUACCUCGAAGAACGCAUAAUUAUGUUUAGAUGCAAAGUCCAAAGAUUAGGCUAGGCUCUCUCAUAUUCAGUAGCUCUUAAAUGAUUGUUUAAUACCCUACAUUAUGAUGUUUUUCGAAGACGGGCUUAGAUUUGAGCAGUCCGACCACUUUUUCUCAAGUCUUUAAAAAUCAUUACGAACUUUCGAACGUACGAAUUUUUUGUUACUGGCGAUGAAGCAAGAACCUGAAACACUAAACACAAUGCUCUUAAGUCCUCAGCUAAUUGGGUGUGGCUACAAGGCGCACACACAAAGUUGAUUUUUUUUUUUUAGCUAUUAGAGUUCAAAGAUGCAACGAGGAUAAAGUUCAAAUUAUUGUUGGUGUCAUUUCACUCCUCGCGCGCUUUUACACCCGAGCACGCACAGUAAAUAUAGGUGGUUAAAAUUCUAUAUGCAGAAUCGGUUUUCACUACUAUUUGUCUUUCUAGCGGGCGACCGCUUUCUUAUUCGUGGUUUAGUGAGAUUCUCUAUUUCAUAUUAUUUAUGCCUUUUCAGCAAUUAAACUAGUAAAACGGGUUGCCAAUUUUGGUUCCUAAAACUGACAUCACCGCUGACCACUAUAAUUUGGGACUAGACGUGGAUCGCGCGCAAAUUUACUUGGAAGCGUAAAAUUACUUCAGGACUCUGGCUAAAAGUUCCCGAGCGCUUUAUUUGUGAUUUCCACUGCUACAGCUCAUAUACUGAGGAUAAAUCUGAUAGAGAACCUGCCACUGAAAGAUGUGGUACAAAGCUGUUUCACUCUGGGUUUGGACUGCGCUUACAGUUCUAGUCCCAGCUCAAAGCAGCCCUCCAGUGAUAACAGAUUUCCUACAAAGGGAUUUGGUUUAUCCAGAGGACGUUAAGGCAGGAGCUCAGACUGGCUUCAGACUUCCCUGCAAAGCCACAGGGUCAAAUUUAAAAUGGACUUGGAAGCAUAACGGUACAACUAUCGCCGCCUAUGAUGGUAGACCCUUCACACUUACCGGCGAUGGCACCUUGAUAGGCAGUAGCUUAACUGCUACAGACAGUGGUACUUAUCAGUGUUUAGUGGGGGACGAGAAAACUGGUGCUGUAGCAUUCAGUAGAAAGCUUAAAGUUGCAGUCACAGCUGUUGGUGCCUUUAUCAAUCCUACAAGUGUGGUAAAAAACGUCAAUCUUGGUGAUCCUUUCUCCUACGACUGUCCUCCUCAUGAAUACAGCUACGGUGUGGUGUACAGUUGGGGAAAUGUCGAUGGGGAUGCUCACCACACGUUUGCGCGAAAUGAGCGUCGUUCCAUCUCAAGCAAUGGCACUUUGUUUAUAAUGUAUUUAACGCAAGAGGACAUUGACGAGAUAAAAAGGUAUAAGGGUAUAAGGUGCACCAUUUCUGGGGCUAAUUCCUUCCAGCGCUCUGGGACAUUGAAACUUGAGAAGAUUGACAAAGAUCAAAAAGAUUCUGAGAACUCUACACUACCUAUCUGGUUCGUGACACCAAGCGCACAAGAAACCGCUGUUCAAGGAAGGAAUAAAACUUUGUUCUGCUUUGCUUCAGGGAGACCAUCACCCAAGAUCACAUGGAAAAAAGAUGGCAAGAGAAUACGACUCGAAGAGAGCUCUUUCAAGAUUUCCCAAUCCUUCCAUGGGAGACGUCUUUCCAUUCAAAAUGUGGACAAGGAACUGCACGAGGGCACCUACACAUGUGAAGCUCAAAACGACCUCAACGAAGAAACUCCUAUCUCUUUCAACUUUACACUAAACGUAGAAGUUCCACCGCAAUGGGCCGCCGAUGCUCCACCCAAAAAUAUCACCAUUGUCAGUGAAAAGAAUGGAACCUUAGAGUGCAAAGUGACUGCCAGCCCCCCAGCAGAAGUGUCAUGGUACAAAAAUGGAAAACUGCUACAGCCUUCAGAGCGUCAUAUACUGGAUGGAAGCAGUUUACACCUGAUAGAUGUCAGUCUUAACGAUUCUGGAGUUUACCAGUGUGUGGCAGUUAAUGUGCAUGGCAUGAUAAUAUCGGCGACUUGGAUAAAUGUGGCAGCAUGGAAACCGUCAUUUGCCAAUGUGCAGUUUGGACCUUUUCAUCUGCUGAAUAAAAAGGAAGCCAAGUUGCCCUGCAAGCCCAGUACAGCCGCACCAGCUCCAACAUAUGAAUGGUUGAAAAAUGAUGAAUUAAUCACUUAUGACGAGGACAGUCGCUACAGGCUGGAGAUGGAUGGCACUUUAGUUAUAAAAGAAGUAGACAAGGACCAAGAUAACGUCAACUACACUUGCAAGGCAAAGAACUUUAAGGGUGAAGAUUCUGUGACCACGGUCCCAAUUAUUCGUGUUCUCCCAAGGUUAACAACUGAGCCGAUAAAUCAGACUAUCACUGAGGGUGCCAUGGCAACAUUCUAUUGCACUGCCUCUGGGCAUCCAAACCCCAAGAUAACCUGGAUAAACGAUGAGAAGAUCGUCACUACAGGAGAUACGCUGAGCUUUAAAACCAGCAGGAAUCAUUCUGGAGAAUACUGGUGUUCAGCAGAGAACGGACUGAAUGUAACUGUCAAAGCAAGUGCAUCCCUCAAUGUCCUCUAUAAGCCAAGUUUAACUACUGUUCCAACUAACCAAACCAUCAUCGAGGAUGCUAUGACAACAUUGAACUGUGUGGCCACGGGAAACCCAAAGCCAAAGGUUACUUGGAUUAGAGAUGGAAAGAUUGUGACUACCGGAAAUACACUGACCUUACAAGCAAAGAAGGAUCUUUCUGGAAAAUACUGGUGUUCUGCAGAUAAUGGACUGAAUUCAACUGUCAAUGCUAGCGCUUAUCUUGAUGUGCUAUUUCCACCAAGUUUAAACAUCACACCAUCUGAUCAAACAAUAAUGGAAAAUGAAGAAGUGACGUUCCAUUGUACUGCUACUGGCAACCCAACCCCAGACAUAACAUGGCUUAAAGAUGGCAAGACUGUGGGCAUGGGGGACACUUUGAGCUUCAAAGCCAAGAGUGAAAAAUCUGGAAAAUACUGGUGUUCAGCAGACAAUGGGUUAGAUACAACAGUGAAUACAAGUGCUUCUCUUGAUGUGCAAUUUGCACCAAGUUUAAUCACAACCCCAACUGACCAGACAGUACUGGAGUCUGAGACUGCAACAUUCCACUGCAAUGCCACUGGAAACCCAACUCCAACGAUAACAUGGAUUAAAGAUGGCCAGACUGUGGCUAAAGGAAAUACAAUGAGUUUUAAGGCCAACAGGACUCGUUCUGGAAAAUACUGGUGUUCAGCAGAGAAUGGACUGAAUUCUACAGCCAAUGCUAGUGCCAAUCUUGAUGUUAAGUUUCCACCAAGUUUAAUCAGAAAACCAUCUGAUCAGACAAUUAUUGAAGGUCAGGAACUGAAAUUCUAUUGUAUUGCAACUGGAAACCCAGCCCCAACAAUAACCUGGACGAAAGAUGGGAAGACUGAGGCUGAAGGUGACACCCUGAACUUCAAAGCCAACAGGAGCAAUUCUGGAAACUACUGGUGUUCUGCUGAGAAUGGAUUGGGCAUUUCUGUCAAUAGUAGUGCUUACCUUGACGUACAAUUUGCACCAAGUUUGAUCACAACACCAGCUGACCAAACAGUACUUGAGUCUGCCACUGCAACAUUCCACUGCAAUGCCACUGGGAACCCAACCCCAAAAAUAAAAUGGGUAAAAGAUGGCAAGACUGUGGCAUUAGGAGAUACAUUUGUCAUUGAAGGCAACAAGAAUCAUUCUGGAAAAUACUGGUGUCUAGCAGAGAAUGGACUGAAUGUGACUGUCAAUGCUAGUGCCAAUCUUGAUGUGCAAUUUUCACCAAGUAUCAACGUAAGACCAACUGACAAGACUGUUACUGAGGGAGACGUUGCAGCCUUCCACUGCAACGCUACUGGUAACCCAAACCCAAAGAUAACAUGGCUUAAAGAUGGGAAGACUGUGGUUACAGGAGAAACACUACGCUUUAUAGCUAGAAGGAACCAAUCAGGGAAAUACUGGUGCUCAGCAGAUAACGGAUUCAAUAAUACAGUCAAUGCUAGUGCUGAUCUCGAUGUGCAAUUUCCACCGGGUUUUACAACCAUACCAAUUAACCAAACGGUUAACGAAGAUGACCAAACCAUAUUCCAUUGUGCUGCCACUGGGAACCCAACUCCAAGGAUAACAUGGAUAAAAGAUGGGGAGACUGUGGGCGAAGGAGACCCACUGAGCUUCAAUACCAAAAGGAAUCAUUCUGGAAAAUACUGGUGUUCAGCUGAGAAUGGAUUGGGUCCAGCUAUCAACACGAGUGCCCACCUCGAUGUUCAAUUUGCUCCUGGUCUCACCACGUUACCAACAAACCAGACUGUACUUGAGGGUAACACGGCAACAUUCCUCUGCCAUGCAGCUGGUAACCCUACCCCAACAAUAACUUGGAUCAAAGAUGAACGAGUUGUGGGGACGGGAAAGACACUGACAAUUGAAACGCGCAAGGAAAGUUCAGGAGAGUACCUGUGUGUUGCCGAUAAUGGGCUCAGUGGCACUGUCAACGCUAGUGCUUAUCUUGAUGUCCAGUUUCCACCAAGUUUUGUUGACGUUCCACUUGACCAAACUGUUAGAGAGAACGAUGAAACUUCAUUUUACUGCUCUGCCACUGGCAACCCAACCCCGACGAUAACUUGGCUAUUAGAUGGAAUGACUGUGGCUUCAGGAAAAACGUUCAAGUUUGUAGCAAACAGGACUCAAUCAGGACAAUAUUGGUGUUCAGUAGAGAAUGGAUUGAACGUGAGGAUCAAUGCCAGCGCUCAGCUUGAUGUGCAGUAUUCACCAAGUUUUAUCCUCAAACCAACUAAUGAGACUGUUACAGAGGGUGAUUUGGCAAUUUUCUCUUGCGAUGCCACUGGUAACCCAGCCCCAAAGAUAACAUGGAUUAAGGAUGGGGAGGCUGUGGAUGGAGGAGAUACACUGAGCUUUGAAGCCUUCAGGAAUCAAUCUGGAGAAUACUGGUGUCUAGCGGAGAAUGGGCUAAACGAUCCAGUCAAUACAAGUGCUUAUCUUGAUGUGCAGUUUCCACCAAGUUUUACAACAACACCAAUUGAUCAGACUGUCCAGGAAGGCAAUGGGGCUACGUUCCACUGCCGUGCCACUGGAAACCCAACCCCAACAAUAACAUGGCUCAAAGAUGGGAAGACUGUAGGUCAAGGAGACACUCUUAACAUGAAAGUCAGCAGGAAUCACACUGGGAAAUAUUGGUGCACAGCAGACAAUGGUUUAGACGUGAAUAUCAACGCAAGUGCUUUGCUUGAUGUACAGUUUUCACCAAGUUUAAUCACAAGACCAGCCAACAAAACUGUUGUUGAGGGUGACCAAGCAACUUUCCAUUGUGAGGCCACUGGGAACCCAACACCAACUAUAAAGUGGAUUAGAGAUGGGAAGACUGUGGUUACAGGGGAAACACUGACCUUUGAAACCAAGAGGAAUGAUUCUGGAAAAUACUGGUGUUUAACUGACAAUGGUCUUAAUUCAACUGCCAAUGCUAGUGCUUAUCUUGAUGUUCAAUUUCCAGUGAGUUUUACGUCAACUCCAGUGGAUCAAACUGUCACAGAAGGCGAUGAAACCACAUUUCAUUGCACUGCCACUGGUCACCCAACCCCAGUAAUAACAUGGCUGAAAGAUGGGAAGACUGUGGCUUCAGGAGAGAAUUUAACGUUUACAGCCAAUAGGAAUCGUUCUGGUCAAUACUUGUGCUCGGCAGAGAAUGGACUGGGGGUGGCCAUCACUGCUACUGCUGACCUUGAUGUGCAAUAUGCACCAAGGUUAUUCACAGUACCAUCUAAUAUGACUGUCAUUGAGGGAGCCAUGGCUACGUUCCACUGCAAUGCCACUGGCAACCCAACCGCAAGAUAUCGAUGGAUAAAAGAUGGAAAGACUGUGGUUACAGGAAACACGCUAAGCUUUCAAACCAAUAGGAAUCAUUCUGGAAGAUACUGGUGUUUAGCAGAGAAUGGUCUGGAUGAAACAGUGAAUGCAAGUGCUUAUCUUAACGUGCAGUUUCCACUAAGUUUCAUUACAACACCACGAGACCAGACUAUUGAAGAAGGUGAUGAAGGCACAUUCCUCUGCAAGGCCACCGGCAACCCAGCCCCAAAGAUAAUGUGGCAUAAAGAUGGGAAGACUGUGGCUACGGGAGAUACAUUGAACUUCACAGUGAACAGGAAUCAGUCUGGAAGAUAUUGGUGUUCAGCAGAGAAUGGACUGGGUGUAAAACUCAACGCAAGCGCUUUGCUUGAUGUGCAGUUUUCGCCAAAUUUUAUCACAAGACCAUUUAACAAGACUGUUAUUGAGGGUGCCACAGUAACACUACUUUGUGAGGCCACUGGUAACCCAACUCCAAAGAUAACAUGGAUUAAAGAUGGCAAGACUGUGGUAUCAGGAGACACACUGAGCUUUGAAACCAACAGAACUCUUUCAGGAAAAUACUGGUGCACAGCAGAGAAUGGAUUAAAACCAACUGUCAAUGCUAGUGCAAAUAUAGACGUACAAUUUCCACCUAGCUUCACAACAAAGCCUGUUGACCAAACUGUAAAUGAAGGCGAUGAAACUAAUUUACACUGCACCGCGGAUGGUAAUCCUGUGCCGACCAUAAAGUGGAUCAAAGAUGGCAUGACUGUGGGUACAGGAGACAUACUGACCUUAGAAACCAAAAGAAAUCAUUCUGGAAAAUACUGGUGUACAGCAGAGAAUGGCUUGGAUGCGCAGAUAAACGCUAGUGCUAAGCUUAAUGUUCAGUAUCCACCGAGCUGGAUCACGAGGCCAACUAACCAGACUGUAAUUGAGGCCGCUACGGUAACAUUCCACUGCAGUGCCCUUGGUAAUCCUGUGCCAAAUAUUGCAUGGCUUAAAGAUGGGAAGACUGUGGGUACAGGAAACACACUGAGCCUCAAAACGUCGAGGAAUCAGUCUGGAGAGUAUUGGUGUUCAGCUGAGAACGCACUUAAAACUGUCAACACAAGCGUCAAUCUUGAUGUGCGGUUUCCUCCAAGUUUUACAAGUAAACCAGGUAACCAGAGUGUAAAGGAGGGCGACGAAACCACAUUCCACUGCAAAGCCAUUGGUAACCCUACCCCGACAAUAACAUGGCUUAAAGAUGGGAAGACUGUGGCCUCGGGAGACCCUUUUAAGUUAACAGCAAACAGGAAUCAAUCUGGAAAAUACUGGUGUUCAGCAGAGAAUGGACUGGAUGUCUAUAUCAAUACCAGCGUUUACCUUGAUGUGCAGUUUCCACCAAGUUGCUCGGUACGCUUGACCCACCAGACUGUUAUUGAGGGAAACCUCGCAACAUUCCACUGCGAUGCCACAGGGAACCCAGCUCCAAAGAUAACAUGGAUGAAAGAUGGUAUGACUGUGGGUCAAGGGGACACACUGAGCUUUGAGGCAAACAGAACUCAGUCUGGAUAUUACUGGUGCUCUGCACAAAAUACGUUUAACACGACUGCUAAUGCUAGCGGCUAUCUGGAAGUACACUUCAAACCAGAAAGAACGCACCUUUCAGUCGAUGCAGAUAUCACCAGUGCUGUCAAAUUUGAUAGUUCCGUCAAAUUUAACUGCACGGCAGAUUCACGUCCAGCUGUCGACGAGUACAGAUUUUACCGCGAUCAGUCACUCCUUGGUAGCAACAACACUGGUAUUUAUCACCUUCAGCUUCAAAGAAGCGGUUCAUAUUCCUGUGUUGCCGUCAACAGCGCUGGGUCUGGACAGAAAGCCACACUCUAUAUCGCUGUCAAGGCCUGGAAACCAUCCUUCUUAGGUGUUGGAUUUGGUCCUUUUUACCUGUUUAAGGAGAGCCAGGCUCGGUUACCUUGCAAACCUCUGGGAGAACCUCAGCCAUCAGUAAAAUGGUUCAAAGACGGUACAGCGGUAAGUUAUGGGCAGAACUCGAGCUACAAACUAGAAGCAGAUGGUACUCUAGUCAUAACCAAAGUGACAGAUGAUGAUGGUGGUAUAUACACUUGUAUGGCUCAGAACUACUUGGGAAAAGCAAAUGCAACAGCUCCUGGGAUUUUGCUUGAGAGGACAAAGAUUGUUGUCAAACCACAAAACAGAACAGUUACCAAGGGUACACGUGUGACUCUACAGUGCAGAGCCACUGCGGAUCCCUCGUUAGAACUGAGAUACAUCUGGAGAAAGGACGGUGCUGAUAUUGCUUAUGAGUCAAACGUUCAGUUGUUGGAAGAGGACAGAGUGAUAAACAUACCAGACAUAACUGCUGAAGAGGCCGGUGUUUACACCUGCAUUGUGUUCACACCGGAUCCCAAAGGAUCGGAAGACACUGCGUCCGCCAUUGUUUCAAUACAAGGUGCCCCACCUCCCCCACGUGACCUUCAAAUAACAGACUGCUACAACAGGAAGACUAACCUUUCCUGGAGUCCUGUAGUCUCUAAUGACACUCGCGUUACUCACUACCUGAUUGACCAGGAAUCCGAUCACAAAUCGAGUGUCUUCAAACUCGCGUACAAUGUCACCAGCCCUAAUAUUACGUCAGUUACCUUAAACCUGCCUGGUUGGGCUACUUUGCGUUUCCGUAUAAGGGCUGUGAGCAGCUUUGGACCAAGUCGCCCCAGUAUACCUACAGCAGAAGGCAUCUGCACGACUUCAGUUGGAUUCCCAGAGAAAUAUCCUGCUAAUCUACGAGGUGUGCCUGUGAAGGCAAAUGAGCUGUCCAUCACCUGGACCCCUAUGCCCAAGGAAGAUUGGAAUGCUCCCGGCUGCUAUUACAUACUGAAAUACAGGAAAGUCAAUGGCAUUUUAGAGGACUGGAUUGAGGAAAAAAUCGGUGAUUCAAAAGUCGGGGUGUUUGCAUUGUCCGAUCCCGGUUAUUACCAGCAGUGGGAGUUUGCAAUUAACGCCGGUAAUCACGAGGGACUAGGACCGGUCAGUCCUGUUAACAGAUCGUAUUCUGGUCAGAAUCCUCCCGCUGUUAAACCGGAAAACCCUCAAGUAGGAACAGUAACAGACAGCAAUGUCACACUGUUCUGGGAACCUGUUGCAGUCAAACAAGGAAGUGUUGAUGGAUACAAGAUUUAUUACUGGGGUGAAAGUCUUUCAGUCAGCAUCAGAAGAAAAAGACGUGAUGUACCCAGCUCGGCUAAUUCUCUGAAGGUUCUUGGAGGCGAUACUCGACAAGCUACCCUUACUGGUCUCAAACCAUACGCCAACUAUAAUGUGGUCGUGAAAGCUUUUAACUCCGCUGGUGAAGGCCCUGAAAGCGUUGCAAUGUCCUUUGAAACUUUGGAGGGUGUACCAGGCCCUCCAUCAAACGUAAAAAUAUUUCCAUUCGGAGAAUACCUACUGGUCACGUGGACACCGCCCAAGGAGCCCAACGGGAUCAUUACGAACUACCAAGUGGGGUCCGCUGAGUACAGUGCGUUAUCGCCCGAGAGUGUGGUAGUUACCAUGGAGACAGUACAACCCAAUGUAUAUAAGAAAUUGUUGGGUAAUGAGAGAUUUGAAACAAGCUAUGUUGUGGAAUUGCGAGCGAGAACGUCGAAGGGCUGGGGUGCCAGCUUAAGAACAACUACAACAACUAUGAAAAAGUCAGCUCCUGCUAAGCCAGAAAAACCCACUGUAGUCGUAACAGGAGAACCGGCCGCGUUUAAUGUGACGUACAACUUUGGUGUCGGAGGUGGAUGGACACACGAGUUCAAAGUUUUAUACAAAAAGAAAGGAGAAGGAGAACAAUUUCAGGAAACUGCAUGGGUGGAUCAUUUCCGCAUGCAGUCUACUGUAAUCAAAGAUCUGGACUUUGCCGCGCUGUAUGAAAUCAAGACUAUUGGUAAAAACACUGUCGGAACAAGUCCAGAAAGUAACAUCACUGAAGCUUUUGUAGCGGGCGACCCUGUUGUCGGUAAAGCUGUUGGCUCGCCGAUGUAUGAGUCUGAUUGGUUCAUCACACUCAUCAUUGUCUCAGGCUGCGUUUUUCUUCUUUUGGUGAUUGUUGUUCUGGUUAAACGUCACAGACGAAGGCGUAGCUUGAAUUUUAGAGUUGCCGAACACGAGAAGGAAAUUGAAAAUGAAAAAGAAAAAGAAAAAGAGAUCCCUGCCCGUGUCGACUUCAAACCGCGCGAGGACUGGAGAGGAAGACUGGAGGAGGCCGACCGCGAGAGUCACGACAGCCUGGAUGAGUAUGGUAGAACGGACGCACAUUUCACAGAAGACGGUUCCUUUGUAGGUGAAAUUAGCAUUGAUAAGCAGGAACCUUCACAAGAAGAGGUUAAACAUCCAGUUGUGUAGCAGAGGUCCAUAGGAAAGUGUUCCCUUGAUCUCAGUUCUGUGAAGGCUGACGACAGUGUGGCGUUCAAAAAAAAUACAUUUUUCGUUCUUUGAUAAUUGCUAGCUUUUCGCUACGAACUUUUUGCUCAGAAUUUUAUUUCAUUGUAUCUUUUUUGCGCUGUCUUUAUUUGCCUAUCCUCUCUCGCAAUACUUCUCUAAAACGACUCAAUCAACAGCCAAGGUAGCUUGUCACGCAAAACCUUAGAGAUGCGUUGCGUGACGAUAGAAAUUAGCUUAGAAGUGCUGUCUGCAGCUGAGUAAUUUAAUGAGGACUCUUUCUAUAUUGUUGUAGUCGUACAAGUUGAGGCAAAAUAUGAAGACUACACGUAUCCCAUAAAAGCGUUGUAAAACUGUUUUUCAAUCUCGUUGUUUUAAGAUUAAAAUGCAAAUCGUUUUAAGAAUUUUCUCAGCCAGGGAAACAAGUGCGUUUACGAAAACCUUUAUCGAUGUGCUCGAAGGGGUUCCCAUUCUUAUCAACCAAUCAGAAAUAGGACGAGCACACUCGAGGGAUAUCCGAACGUUGACACGUCAGUUUGCCGCCAUUGAGUAUACGUUUUGUUGCUAGGCAACUACGCCGAAAACUGCGGGCUCAGUUAAUUCUCGGAGACGGUUCUGACUUGUAAAGGAACUUGUUUCCUAGACUGUAUUUAGUCUGUAGUGCAUUACUUAGGAGCGAGAUAAUCUUUCCUGUUUGAUCACCAUGCAAAUAUACACUAACAUUAGCGUCCUGUUCACACUAAAUCUUAAACAUAUUUAAAAUGUUUUAUGUUGAAAUAUCUUGCAAUGAAGAUCGCCGCACUGCUGCUACGUAACAAAGUUUUGGAUUAAUUUUGAGCAACUUUUCGACAUUUUUUUGACAACUUUCUGAUGGCCUUAGUUUCAAAUGGCCAAUCAAAAUGCAGAAACUCCGAGACGACAUAUCAAACGGAGAGUGUCGCCUCACAUUUCAAUAAGAGAGGAUAAAGGGUAGGAUAAUACAGGACUAAUGUCCAAGGUAGCCCUCUCCAGGUAUUUAAUUAGAUCAUUCCCGGUUUCAGAAAUUCGAAGAAGGCCUGGAAGUAGCCAAACCAGAGACACGGAUUUUGCUUACGUGGACAGCCCGUGACUUUUCACGCAUUUUCAUCCCCCAAGAAAACAUCUACGCAUGCAACGCACGUGGUAACAACCGCAGGAGAACUGGAUACCAGAUCUAAAAAUAACUUGAGAACAAGGCCUAUGUGGAUGGUUACCUCUGUUACCCUUCAUUCUCUCUUGAUUUCGACUAUCUGUUCUUAAAUGCGUACCUCUGUAGUAGAUUUAGGUUAUCUUUGCUUUGAAGUUGUAAAUUUGUCGCCUUUCAAUUGCAAUGCUUUACCAAGAUAGUCGCUUAGCGCAAAGAAAUGUUACUUGUAUACUGUCUGUUAGACAAUGUAUUAGGCUUUUGCUCAGGGUUGGACUGAAGCUCUUUACCCCCGGAGGGUCUCCCAUAUAAAAGGGCGAGAGUGCUAGUCGUACCUUCGAGCCGAAAACAAUAUGACAGGAGACAAUGUUCUUUUAGAAUUGGUACCUCUUAGAGGUGAAA
This is a messenger RNA of Orbicella faveolata, 14023 nucleotides long. RefSeq names its product hemicentin-1-like. NCBI's taxonomy places the organism in Eukaryota, Metazoa, Cnidaria, Anthozoa, Scleractinia, Merulinidae. Gene Ontology annotation, cellular component: plasma membrane; cell-cell junction. Gene Ontology annotation, molecular function: cell adhesion molecule binding. The record is from RefSeq and is a predicted model, not a curated record. Gene Ontology annotation, biological process: cell-cell adhesion.